CAUUUUCAACUAGACCACACUGGACUGGAAGCAGUUUGUCUCCUGUUUGUUGUUGUGUGUAAAAAACAAGUGCAGCUGAUUUUGAUUGGUUGAACCAACUGGACGCUGAAGGUAACGCUGCCUUGUUGCAAAAAACUUCCAAAACAGGGUGUGUUUAAAUAAAUCGCAAGUUAAUUAGAACACGUUGGGGAUGAAUUCUAAUCUAGUGAUAUCGAUAGGCAUCUUUUUGUUUUCACUGAAUGUGAAUUUUCCAGGAAAUGGCAACUGUGAUAAUAUUUGCCAACAAGAAAUGGCACGUCGAGAUAACGUUCGCACUCAUGGAAGAUUUUGCGGCUUUUCGCCUCCUCUCGAAUAUCCAUUUGCAGUUUAAUUAAAACGGGCGGAUUAUCAAACGGGAGCAUUCCGACAUGUGGUGCCAGUUCACUUGCUUAAUGGCUUUAUUAUAAUUAUGUUUACUUGAGACUAAUUGCCACAUGGAUUGCUCUUUUAUUCAACAUAAUGCAUUGCCUGCAUUUUGGCAAAAAUGGUUCGACUUGGUAAAGUUGUAGUAUCAUAACUGUAGUUUCAUCGAGUUGGCUGGGUUUUGGUACCGGGGGUCAUAUAAAGCCGUGCCCAUAGAAUUUCGCCUCUUACAUAUGCCUCAUAUAGUUCACGAGAGAUCAUUAACUCUAAUAAAUGGACUUAAAAAAAAAUCCAUCUUCUAUCCGUUCAGGGAAUUUCAUUAAACUCGGUAUAUAUAAAUACUAGGAUUUUGUUCAUGUAUGAACCAAAUCGCAGCUCAAUAUCGAUCGUGGUUUAUUAGUUCUCAUUUUUUAAAUUUCACACGCGCACUUUUGGCAGUUAAUUCGCAUAUCGAUCGACAUUCUAAAAAAUGCUCUUAACUUGAUGUGUCAAUGGAACUUAUUGAAACUCACCGCACUUAAAUACUAGGGUUUCGUUAAGAUAUGAGCCAAUCUACAUCCGCAUGUCGAGUGUUGUUCAGUUGCCCCGUUUGAUCAAACACAAACGCGCACUUUGGACAGUUAAUUCGCUUAUCGAUGGCUUUUUAAAAAAAUGUCUAAACUAGAUGCCUGAAUGAAAUUCAUUGAAACUCGCCACACCGAAAUACUAGAGAUUCGUGAAUCAAUGGGCCAAAUCACAACUUCAUAUCGACAAUGGUUGGGUUGUUUUACUUUUUUAAAUACAAUCGCGCACUUUUGGGAGUUAGUUUGUGUAUUGAUGGAUGCUAAAAAAAUUCUAUAAACUCAAUGCGUAAAUGGAAUUUAUUUAAACUUGCCACACUUAAAUGCUAAAGUUUUAUUACUAUAUGAACCUUUAUAUAUAUGGUGCUUUAGAAGUUCUGAUUUUUGUAAAUGCAAACGCGCAUUUUUGGCAUUUCAUUCGCUUAUCGAUGGACACUUAAAAAAUCUUUAAAUUCGACAAGUGAAUGGAAUUUAUUGAAACUAACGAAACGUGGAUAUUAGAGUUUAAUUAACAUGUCAGACCUAAACGACAGCCCCGUGUCGAUUGGGGGUUAAAUCUCCUGUUCUUCAAACAUAAUCGCGCACUUUUGGGAGUUAAUUUGCUCAUCGAUGGACAUUUUAAACACCUCUCUGAACUCGAUGUGUAAAUCGGAUUUACUGAAAAUCUUUUUUUUUCACUUAAAUAACGAGGUUUUAUUAACAUAUGAGCGAAAUUCUACCCUCAUGCCGCGUGCAGUUUAGUAGUUGUGAUUUUUUAAAUUAGAAACCCGCACUUUUGGAAGUUCAUUCGCUUAUCGAUAGACAUUUGGAAAAAUUAUCUAAAUUCGAUAAGUGAGUAGAAGUCACCAAAAAUCUAUACACGUAAAUACUGAAAUUUUUUCGAAACACAAUGCGUAGACCGAGCUGAUCGAAACUCAUCAGCAGAUUUUCCUCAACAAGCUCGCAAAAUAUCGGCCCCCUAUCUGCUCUUGUUUCAAAAUUCCUAUUUUCAGUAUUUUGUAUUCAUUUUUUCCGGAAUUAAAAUUUAAGAUAAUGAAAGCGCGGUGAAAACAAACCAAAACACUCUGUUCACUUAAAAAGUGCAGUAGCUCAAAUGCCGCUCCCGAUAAUUCCAGAGUAUACUAAUAAUGCCAGGAAUUUCCAGGCCCAUAAUACGGUUAGAACGUUUGCCCAAUAAUUGGUAACCUUUGAGUCUAUGCUAUAUUCUGUCGAGUUGAAAUUAUUUCCAGAACGUUAAUUUUUCCAUCGCAUCCAGUGGCGGGUGACGUAUAUUUACCCACAUCUUUCCAUUUGUGACUUAAGUAGCUCAACCUUAAGCAAGUGUUAGAUUGCCGAAAACCUACUUUCUCUUCAGCUUUGCCACUUUCUAGUUCAGGAGCAGGUUUUCAGUUAAUAUCCUUGACAGUAAACGCGCUUUUUAUAUAUAAACGAAGAAUCCACAAUCAGCAGACAACAGUUUACCAUGAAGCAGUUGAUUUUCUUUGUUGGCCUGAUCAGUGCCGUCCUCAGCGACUUACUGGAAGUGACUCCUCAGCAUUGGCAUGGCCUUCUAGCUGAUCAUGUUCUCGGUAUCCCUCCAAAGGACACCCCUGAAGUGGCGGCAGCCAAGGUCGCCCUCCAGAACGCUUACUCUGAAGUGUUGGCAGUGGUUCCAGUAUUACCCCCUGAAGAGCGCUAUAUUCCAGGGCCAAUCUACCACCAACCCAGUCUACCCCCCCAAGGUCACCCCUUUGUCCAACCGGUCUAUUUGCCGCACUUCAACCCCACCGAAGCCCCUACACUAAGGAACCGGAUCAUUCCUGCUGAGCAGGUGCCCCGAAGUCCCCUUGGAGAGGUGCCGGAAGUUCAGGCUGCUAGGGAGGCUCAUUUUCGGGCCUACCAUGAAGUAGCUGCCAAGCUUCCCAAGUUGGUUGAAACCACCACUGGACAUGGCGAAUGGUACCAUGUUCCUGCUCCCAUUCCAGGGCUGGUUCAGGUCGUCCAGGAUACUCCAGAAGUGGCCAGAGCUAAGGCUGAGCAUGCCGCUGCUGUUGCCGCCGUCUUAGGAUGAAAAAUGUGUUGAGCAGAGUGUCAGUUAAUAAACGCUUUUGGAAACUGA
Messenger RNA from Dendroctonus ponderosae (mountain pine beetle), 3060 nucleotides. RefSeq lists its product as uncharacterized. The record is from RefSeq and is a predicted model, not a curated record. The transcript has 3 exons. Bases 2425 to 3012 code for a protein of 195 amino acids. NCBI's taxonomy places the organism in Eukaryota, Metazoa, Arthropoda, Insecta, Coleoptera, Curculionidae.